This is a messenger RNA of Drosophila miranda, 1988 nucleotides long. Its product is annotated as tyrosine decarboxylase-like. The coding region runs from base 61 to 1923 and encodes 620 amino acids. NCBI's taxonomy places the organism in Eukaryota, Metazoa, Arthropoda, Insecta, Diptera, Drosophilidae. Gene Ontology annotation, biological process: amino acid metabolic process. The record is from RefSeq and is a predicted model, not a curated record. Gene Ontology annotation, molecular function: pyridoxal phosphate binding; carboxy-lyase activity. The transcript has 7 exons.
GAAAAACAAACGCAGAAGCCCAAGCCAAAGCCAAAGCCAUAUUGGACAAACGGAUCGAAGAUGGAUAGCACCGAAUUUCGAAAACGUGGCAUGGAAAUGGUCGAGUACAUCUGCACUUAUCUGGAAACCCUGAACGAGCGACGGGUUACGCCCAGCGUGGAGCCGGGCUAUUUGAGGCAUUUGCUGCCAUCUGAGGCGCCCCAUGAGCCGGAGGACUGGGACCAGAUCAUGAGCGAUGUGGAGGAUAAAAUCAUGCCUGGUGUGACGCACUGGCAGCAUCCCCGGUUCCACGCCUACUUCCCGGCGGGAAACUCGUUCCCCUCGAUCCUGGGCGACAUGCUCGGCGACGGCAUCGGCUGCAUCGGAUUCUCCUGGGCAGCCAGCCCCGCCUGCACCGAGCUGGAGACGAUCGUCCUGGACUGGCUGGGCAAGGCGAUUGGUCUGCAGGACCACUUUCUGGCCCUCAAGGAGGGCAGCACCGGCGGCGGGGUCAUUCAGACAUCCGCCUCGGAGUGCGUGCUGGUCACGAUGCUCGCGGCCCGGGCCCAGGCCUUGAAGCGGCUAAAGGCCCAGCAUCCCUUCGUGGAGGAGGGCCACCUGCUGUGCAAGCUGAUGGCCUACUGCUCCAAGGAGGCGCACAUCCUCGAGCCGGACGAGAACGCCAGUCUGCGCGGUCAGACGAUCUACGAGGCCAUGGAGGAGGACGAACUGCAGGGCCUGGUGCUAUUCUUUGUGUCCACCACCCUGGGCACCACCGGCUCCUGUGCGUUCGAUAAUCUGCCGGAGAUCGGCAAGCAGCUGGAGAGGUUUCCCGGCGUCUGGCUGCAUGUAGAUGCCGCCUAUGCGGGCAACAGCUUCAUCUGUCCGGAGCUCAAGCCUCUCCUGAAGGGCAUUGAAUACGCCGACUCAUUCAACACGAACCCCAACAAGUGGCUGCUGACCAACUUCGACUGCUCGACUCUGUGGGUGAGAGAUCGCAUCCGUCUGACAUCAGCUCUGGUCGUGGAUCCGCUGUACCUCAAGCACGGCUACUCGGACGCGGCCAUCGACUAUCGUCAUUGGGGAGUUCCCCUCAGUCGGCGGUUUCGUUCGCUGAAACUCUGGUUUGUGCUGCGAUCCUACGGGAUUUCCGGACUACAGCACUACAUACGUCACCAUAUCAAAUUGGCCAAGCGCUUUGAGGAGCUGGUGCUCAAAGAUAAACGCUUCGAGAUCUGUAAUCAAGUCAAGCUUGGCUUGGUCUGCUUCCGCUUGAAGGGCAGCGAUAAACUCAACGAAAAGCUACUAAGCAUCAUCAACGAAUCGGGAAAGCUGCACAUGGUGCCGGCCAGUGUCAACGAAAGGUAUAUCAUACGGUUCUGCGCCGUGGCCCAGAAUGCCACGGCCGAGGACAUUGACUAUGCCUGGGACAUUAUUGUGGACUUUGCCAACGAGCUGCUGGAGAAGGAGCAGCACGACGAGCUGUCCGACAUCAUUAACCGGAAGAAGCAGGACACCUUGGCCCAGAAGCGGUCGUUCUUCGUGCGGAUGGUCAGCGAUCCGAAGAUCUACAAUCCAGCCAUCAACAAGGCCGGCACCCCGAAGCUCUCCAUGGAGCUGCCAUCGCCGGUGGUAAGUCGCGGGAAUGCUCCCAUCAUUCGCACCCAGAGCUCCGUCGACCACAAUUCCUGGAUAUCCUGGCCGCUGGCCUUCCUCUUCAACAGCGGCAACAACGAGGACAAGGGCAACAAUGUCUCGUUGCGCUUCCGACACCUGGAAACCAAUGUGCGUCACUCUUCGUCGCGCCGCAACUCCGGAGCUGGGUCUUCGCCCUCGCCAGAGAAUGAACUGGACAUUGUGAGUGCCCAGCAGGAACAGAGAUCCCCACGCAGGUCGCCCAUGGUCAUGCGCAAGGCAUCUUCCUCUCGCGAUAAUCCCAACUAAGAAUAUCCCACAUAGCCUACACGUAUAUCAAAUAUAUUACGAGUAUAUGCGCCUCCUUUUCCCUG